AUGGAUUCGAGGUGCAUCAAGUUCUGGGAGGAUGGUCAAGCGUUGAUCUUCAAGGAGUUGCGUACCAUGAGUCGCUUCCUGCAGCGCAACCAGAGCCAGCGAUUCAGCGACGCCGCUCAACAAAAACUCGUCGACUGCUUGGGGCACUAUGUCGGACUGAGCAAACAGGGAGGCGUGAUGUUCCCAGUGGCAGAAGCCACGUUCCAGACAGUAAAAGACAGCCUCGCUAUGCCGUUUAAUGUGGUCGGCACGAAGCAGAAGAAGCGGUUGCUGAAAUGGUACAACGAGCUCAUCGCAAUCGUCGGUGGAGACCCGGACGCAACAAUUACUGGCGAGAUUGUUGCUGAGCCGAGUAUCGAGUGGAGUGUCAUGGACAUCGAUGAGGACGGAUUCUUGUCGCUUAUACAAGUGGAAACAGGCGAGACCAACGAGAGUUUUCGGGUAAAGAAGAAGGGCGCAGAGCACAAACGAAUCAAGACAGCAGUAGAGAACAACGAGGUCAUUGUAGUGACAAGUGGCGACGAUAUUAAGGAGAUCCGAGUGGAAAACGAAUAG
Phytophthora infestans T30-4 is the source of this 555-nucleotide messenger RNA. RefSeq lists its product as uncharacterized. The record is from RefSeq and is a predicted model, not a curated record. The transcript has 2 exons. Gene Ontology annotation, molecular function: translation elongation factor activity; ribosome binding; RNA binding. Gene Ontology annotation, biological process: positive regulation of translational elongation; positive regulation of translational termination. NCBI's taxonomy places the organism in Eukaryota, Oomycota, Peronosporomycetes, Peronosporales, Peronosporaceae. The coding region runs from base 1 to 555 and encodes 184 amino acids.